CGAGCAGUCCGAAGGCGGAUGCCUGGUACAGCCUUCAAGCACCAGAAUGAAAACCAGGGUAGACACCAGAAUAGAUAGCAUCACAGCGAGGACCAGUACACCAAAGCUUACUGUAGGUUGUGCGAGUUACAUGUAUAUCAACCGGGGCCGAUCGACCGUCGAGUCCAGAUCGAAUUUGUUACCAUCACCAUCAUCUCCAACACCAUCUCCAACACCAACACAACAACACCUUCCACCACACGCCACGACUACAACACCGUCUCCAAACCACCCUCGACAGCACCACCAUCGGCGACAUAUCAACCCACCAGCUUCAGACAACAUCAUCCGGGCAGUUCUUUUUCGAUUAACCCCUGAACUCCAACGCCAAUAUCAACGCUUCCCGCCAAGCUAACACGCAGACCAACACUAACACCACAAGUCCACACAUCAUACUAACACAAUGAAGUGCCAGACUUUCGGUGCCUUCUUCCUGGCCUUUGCCCUGCCUACCCUGGCGGCGAACCUGGAGCAGCCCGCCGUCGAGACCGCCCAGGGCCCCGAAGUCGCCGUGCAGGAACAGAGCCAGGACCUGGAGCGCCGCAUUGCUCCUGUCAUCCCCAUCCUCACCACCAUUUUCGGCGGGCUCCUGGCCGGCAAGGGCAGGGGUAAGCGCGACCUCGACCUCGACGCGGCCGACCACGAGCUGGAGCGCCGCAUCGCUCCCGUGAUUCCCAUCCUCACCACCAUCCUCCCCGCGCUCUUCGCCGCCAAGGGGAAUGGCAAGCGCGACCUCGACGGGUCCAACGAUGCCGAGGCCGUCCUCGCCGAGCUGGCUUCCGCAAUCACCGCCGGCGCUGGCUCCGACGCCGCCCACCUGGAGCGCCGCUUCCUGCCCAUCUUUGCCCUAAUCAACAAGUUCCGCGGCCAGCGCAAGCGCGACCUCGAGGGCGUCGACCAGGCCGACGCCGAGGCGGCGCUGGCCGAGCUGGCCGACAUGAUCGAGGCCCAGUCCGACGCUUCGCUGGAGCGCCGCUUCUUCCGCUCCCCCAUCAACAACAUCCUCCCUCUGAUCCCGUCCAUCCCCAGCUUCUUGCAGUCCGGCGGCCAGAAGAACGCGCGCCGCUCCCUGGACGAUGAGGCCGACGCUCCCCUAGAGCGCCGCUUCCUGCCCAUCUUCACCCUCCUCAGCAAGCUCCGAGGCCAGGCUAAGCGGGACCUCGACGGCUCUGAUGCCGCCGGCGACGCCCACCUGGAGCGCCGCUUCCUGCCCAUCUUCUCCCUCCUCCAAAAGCUCCGAGGCCAGGCCAAGCGCGACCUCGAGGCCCCGGACGCCGCCGCCCUCGCCGACCUAGCCGCCGCCCUGACCGCCGGCGAGGGUGAGGGCGAGGCCGCGCUGCAGCGUCGCAUCGCGCCCGCCAUCCCCAUCCUCACCACCCUCCUGGGCGGCCUUUUCGCCAGCAAGGGCAAUGGCAAGCGCGACGUCGACGUUGAGGCCGACGCCGCCUUCGCCGAACUGGCCGCCGCCCUGACCGCCGGCGAGGGCGAAGGCGAGGCCGCGCUUCAGCGCCGCAUUGCGCCCGCCAUCCCCAUCCUCACCACCCUCCUGGGCGGCCUUUUCGCCGGCAGGGGCAAGGGCAAGCGUGACGUCGACGGCGCGGACGCAGACGCCGCUCUCGCCGCCGAGCUGGCCAGCCUGAUCGAGGCCGACCCUUCGCUGCUGGGCCGCCGCGACGACGAGGCCGCCGCCGCCGCCGCCGAGGAGCAGACGACUUCGUCGCACCUGUCGAGCGCCGACCUCGCCGAGGUCAUGGCCCCGGUGCUGGAGCAGGCCGUGGCGGGCGAGGUCGAUAAGCGCGACGAGUCGGUCGCUCGCAUGCGGGUCGCCCGGGGCAUCGUCGUCUAGGUUGUCUGCACGGUCUUCUUAUGGGCUUUCCCCCCAUGUCCUUUCAGCCUCUUCUUUUAACUUUCGUCGCUUG
Molecule: messenger RNA, 1958 nt
Organism: Gaeumannomyces tritici R3-111a-1
Lineage: Eukaryota; Fungi; Ascomycota; Sordariomycetes; Magnaporthales; Magnaporthaceae
Exons: 1
Coding region: 443-1885 (480 amino acids)
Source: RefSeq, a predicted model, not a curated record